Messenger RNA from Zingiber officinale, 5992 nucleotides. RefSeq lists its product as uncharacterized. The transcript has 10 exons. Gene Ontology annotation, cellular component: integrator complex. Lineage: Eukaryota; Viridiplantae; Streptophyta; Magnoliopsida; Zingiberales; Zingiberaceae. The record is from RefSeq and is a predicted model, not a curated record. Bases 281 to 3793 code for a protein of 1170 amino acids. Gene Ontology annotation, biological process: snRNA 3'-end processing.
GCAGGCGGCCUGGUCUCGUCUCACUCGUUCCUCACGCGCCGCGAGCGGGCGCUUCCGUUGCUCUUUUUCGCGAUCACUGUCGAGCACAGGCGGCGCAACUCCUGUAGUUCCGCGUGCUAUCGCAGGUGUUCGUCGUGAUCGGUGGUGGCGGUACGAGGCGCAUAGAUUAACUAACUUGUCUGGAAAGGAACCCGUGACUUUGAAGCUUGCUUUGGCGGCCUCUGAGAGCCCUCGAAUCUGGUCUCCCUGUCUCCUUUCUUUACUGGUUUAUCGCCGGGCGAUGGAGAAAAUUCCAGCGGCCUGCGCUAUGACGUGGAGCAUCGAGCUCGAGAAGGGCCUUCGCUCCAAGUGCCCAGAUAAACGCAUUCUAGCAAUUGAGAAGAUGGGACCAAUACUCCAAACAUGGAGUGAGGAGCUAAACAUUACAAGGGAAAUUGCGGAUAUGUACAAUUUGGUUGUAGGUGAGGACAGAACAUUUGCAAACACCAUUCUUCUUCGGCUUGCCAAUGCAUUUAAGUGUGGAGAUAACCAUACAAGGCAAUGUGUCUUGAAAGUAUUCCUCUUAGAAAUGCCACAUAUUAGGAAGGAAAGAAAACGGUAUAAUGGAAUUUUAGCAAAGAGAAGAGUACCUAAUUAUAUAGAGAUGCUUAAAAGAGUGAAAGUAGUUUAUGACACAGGUGAUGCUGAAGCUAAAACUUUGUCGUUGCGGCUUUUUGGUUGUUGGGCUGAUCUUGCCAAGGAUAGUACUCACAUAAGAUACAUUGUACUUCAGAGUCUGCAAUCUUCCAAUAUCUCUGAGGUAAAAGCAUCUUUAUUUGCUGCAGGAUGCUUUGCUUUGUUAUCUGAGGAUUUUGCGCUCAUCACUUUGGAAAUACUGCUGAAUAUUGUUGGCUCAUCAAUGUCGCCCUUUGAUGUGUCCAUUGCUGCAAUUCAUGCCAUUCCUAGAAUGCAAUGCUCAUCUAUGGUUGCAUCCAAAGCAUACAAGGCAGGUAAGAAACUAUUAUUGGGUGCUUUAAAUGUUGAGUUUAAAGCUGAGAUGCUGUCUUCACUUUCAAAGCUAGCCUUCAAAUCAACCACCUUGUACUUUGAACAGGUUGACUUACUCCUAUCAUUUCUAAACAAUGAUACUACUUAUCCUUUGAAAGUUAGAGCUUUAAAAUGUCUAUAUUUCUCUUUUGGUAGACCUACUUGCUGCUUUAAUGCCAAUGAGAGUGUAAUUUUGAAAUUACUGCAUGUUGUUGAUAACAAUGAUCAUCAAGUGCAUGUUCAAUGCAAAGCUUUAAAGAUUCUAUGCAAGUUGUUCAGCAGUGUGCUACCAGAUGUAACAUAUGUGGACCUGCACGCUUUUCUUAAGAGGCUUCUGUUGAUAUCAGAACAAAAGUCCAGUAGGACAAAAAUAAGUCUUGUUCAUCAGCUUCUUGUGCAUAUCUUGUGCAGCCUUAAGUUGGCAGAGAAAGGGCAUUGUUGUACAAGAAGUCCAAAUGUUUUGACCUCUGAAAUAGAUGCUUCAGCAAUUGAAUGCCAAGUUAUAUCAAUGAUUGUAGAUUAUUUAACACAUAUGAUUAACCAAACUAUAACUAAUCCCAGCGAGAGAGGUAUAAACAUGGAGACUGAUAUGCCCUGUACUGAUUUAAUACAGGAAUGCAGGAGAAAAUUUAGACUUAUUCUACUUCUGGCCACAGAAUAUCCUCUAGCACCUUUGACAGGUCUAGAUAGGAUAAUAUGUAUGUUACAGACCCUCAAGGGUAUACAUGAUAAAUCUUCGUUGGAAGGCAUUCGUGCAUUAGUUUCUCAGGAAGAAUUUCAUAUGAAAAGUUGGGGGCUUCAAGUGUGUCAUAAGCAAGAUCUCUUUUAUUCAGAAAUAGCAAUUUGCAUAAUCAGAUUCAUGAAUGCUUAUAUGAAAAAACUAAAUGGUAUUGCUUCUCUUAGUAGUGAAGUUCGUCAGAAGGUGAAGCUUUUAGUGGAGUGUAUACAGCAUAGCUGGUAUGCCAGUAGUGCUGCUUAUGAAAUUUUCUGCCUCUGCCAGGAUCCUUUUGUCGUAUGCUCCUUAGGUAGAGAAGCUGAUAAUCAAGCACAAAAUUCAGAUGAAUCAGGGUCUGGUAGCAUUGAUAGGAUAUAUGAUAACAUUUGCUGGGUCAAUCAGGAGUGGAAGUCAAUGGAAUUCAUUCAGAGGAUGCUGCAAAAGAGAAAUUACUGGGCAGCAUAUAGAGCUGGAAAAUAUUCUUGUCUUGAAGGUCUGUGGUUUUCAGCAACUUUUGCCUUCAGGAAAUUGAUGGAUCAUAUAGAUUCAGCAAACCUUUUUUGCUGGUUGAAGUGUUUGAUGCUGUUGGCUGGUAGUGAGAGUGAAAUUAAACUGCUACUUUUUCCCAAAGCAGGCAGAGAAUUGGUCAAUGGGUUGCAGACAGUUAAGGACUGUAGCAAAAUCUUGACCUCUGUUAUGGGAGGAGAUAAUGAUACAAUUGCAAAUUUGAGUGGAUGGGAUGGGAAAUUCACAAAAGUUUGUGGUAGAAUAUGCUCUGCAGAAGAAACAUUAGCAUCAGCUGGUGUUUCAGAUGGCAUCUACUAUUUCCAGAGGUGGUUCCUCCAUCUUAGAGCUAAGUUGUUUAAUAUCCUGGCUGAUACACUUGUAUUGCUCAAUUCUAGUGUACCAUCUUUUAUAAACCUUUGUAAUGAGGAAGAAAACAAAAUGCUCCACGGUACAAAAUUUACACAAAAUUUGAAUGUUUUAAUGUCUGGCUUGGCCUACGAGUCAUUCAGGUUGAACAAUUUAGCCAAAUGCUAUGAUCUUCUUGCUUCAUCUUUCUUAGAUAUUGACAGCCAAAGUUUUAAGGCAAUCUCAUCAAUGGCACUUCACUGCUCUUUGUUGUCCUUUUGUAUUGCAUUUACCAUGCACUUCCCAUGUUCACCUGCUUACAGAAAUGUCCCGAAGUUUUCAUCCACUUUGAUCUUGCGAGACCUUAUUGAGCGUUUUUGGACUACAGAUGACAAAAUUUCUAGGCAACUCAUGUCCAUGGCUGCCUUAUGCAAUGAAAAUGGGCAGUCAUGUUCAGGAAUAUGUACUGCUACUCCUGAUUAUGUAGAGAGAGAUAAUUUGCAGGUAUUUAACUUCUGUAUAUCAAGUACUCUUAGCAUCCAAGAAGAAGUGAAGGGAGCGAAAAGUGAGGAGAUACCUUUAUUGUCAUUGCGUGGGCUGCGGCUUCUUUGUGAUAUUUUCAGAAGAUGGAUGGAAAUACCUUUCCAUAUUCCCAAAUAUUUUUUCACUCUCAGGUCUUGUAUUGGUGCUGAGCUCUUCAUCCUAAAUGCUGACCCUGGGAACAGAAGUGAACUAUCUGUCCUACACGGUGAUUGUAUGUCCCUAAGUCUGUGCAUCCAACUGAAGAAUGCAUCAACAGCCCUAUGCCCAAAAGUUAUGGAAAUUUACUCCAUUCUUGCUGCAAAACCAUCAAAGCAAUCAUCCCCUGAAAAAGGGAAAGAAGAUUGUUUCAAUGCUUUCAAGAUUGAUGAAAUGCUCGAGUUGAAUAGUCUUCUAAUGAUGCAUGUAAAGGAUACCACUCGGAAGGACAAUAAAAUUAACUUUAUGAAUAGUCCUGGAUAUGAAUGGGUGAUUGCAUUUUCAUCUUUUCGACCAAAUAAAAGAGGCCAGGGAUUUUCAUCUUGUUUGCUGGAUGUUUCCGCAUUCCCUGAGGGCAUUUAUCAAAUCCAGUGGCAUAGUUGUUGCAUUGAUGAAAGUGGAACCUAUUGGACUUUAUUGCCUCUGACUCCAGGUGCAUUCUUUACAGUAAAAAUGUCGUGACUAUCAGAAUAUGUUUUUGAAAGAAAGAAUCUUAAUAGACAAAUUCAGAUUUGGAACUUACAUAGUAAACGACUGUUCAUGUUUACCAAAUGUUGAUGCAGUGAUGCUAUACAGAAAGAAAUUAUAUUUUUGAUACGAACUUAUACACAAGUUAGUUGAUCUCAAAUAUUGACCCACCACCAUGAAUUGUGCGUCAGGUGUUUCAAUUUAUUACUAGAUGAACUAAGUUGAUGCCGCCAGUUGGCUGAUUUUCUGGAACUGAAGCUGAAUAGCUUGGUGACCGUAUAUGGUUUACUAUGACAUCAAAACACUGCACUAAACUGCAGGAUUAUUAAGGAGUUCUUUUUUCUCAAGAAGGCAUCAAUUUUCAUCAACCAAUUGAAAACAGUUGAUCCACUAUUUUAAGAGUUGAUGGAUGAUUUGUUUCAACUAGCAUUUCCCAAGUUAAAUUUGGUAGCUGAACUCUUACUCGAUGCUGAACUAAAGUUCCAACGUAAACAAAUAUAAUACGAGAUCUUCUAAAAUUAAUCCAAAAAGGAAAAAGAAAUAAUGCAAAAAGAGAAUGUGCUGUUUUAUAUAUUAUGUAUCCUGUAAGUUACAAGAAAAUGUCUAUUUUUCUGUAUAGGUCAGUUUAAAAGGUAUAUUAAGUUCUGUGAAACUUAAACUUUGUGGUGGUCAGCACCUUGUGCGUGAUAAAUCGUGUACUAACUGUCGUAACUCGUGCAACAGCUUUAGUAAGUCACAUGUGGAUUGUCAAAUAGCAUGCGUUCCGAUACUAAUAUGGAUGUCAAUCACCUUUCUGAAACUCAGAUUGUUUUCAAACUGGACAACUUACUACCGAGAUUAAUCUUUUAUCUUUUGCAAAGGGGGGAAAGUAAUUAAAAACCAGUACAUUAUAAAUGCUGCUAUGGACAUUAAGAACGUCAAUUGCUUAAUAUCACACAAUAGCGUUAGGUGUAGUACUGGGUUUUAUUGUUUAAAACACAGUGCAUGCCAUAAUAAUAUUAGAAAAUUGAGCCUGAUAAUGAAAAAGGUAGUCGAUCCUCUUGAUGCAUGUUGUUCAAGGAAAGAGAUUACCUAUAAACUUUAGAGUGAAACUGGUGUUACUUGUAGACUAGAAAUUGUACAUAGUUGCGAAGUAGAAUAGAAAUCAUCAAAUACAAGGAAAUAACAAAGUAGGAAGUGUAGAAUAUCUGAAACCACCCACCCAACCUUGUCCUUCCUUUUCAAAUUGGAGAUGCUAGGAGUAUCUUCAAUUUGCAUUGAGCAUGAAUAAGUUUUUCAGAAUUAUCAAGUUGGCGAUCGCUUGGCCUAAGGAUGAUUUGCACAAAUUUCAGGAUGACAAUAUAUAUAAGACAUGUUCAUGGUUUCCGGAUUACUGCCUAAUGCCAUAUUAGAAGAUCCAUAUGGCUCGAGGAUGAGUUGUGUAUUAUAGGAUGACAAGAUACUUUUCAAAUGAAUCUUCAGAUGUUGUAUGUUGUCUGUGAUCAACCUAAAGGCAAGGGUGAGGUCACAAGGUGUUCAGUUGGGAAAAGCCUAUGACUAGAGAGUAUUGUUAAUGGACAACAAUUCUAUAAAGGAAGCAUUAUGGAUCAUCAAAUCAAUGGAAUAGUGGAGGAAAUAGGGGAGGAGAGCAAUGUUGUACGAGAAGGAAAGGUCACAACCAUUCUACCAAACACAAGGGGAGUUGACUUUCUCGUUGAUGUUUCAAACACGAAAAUACUAGUGGUACGAGGUGAUUGUAGUGAGAACAAAGUGAGCUUAUGAUGAUUGUUGAACGAGAAUGACAGAGAGGCUUUAAUAAUCACUUAAGAGUUUGGGAGAAAUAAUUCUUCAUUUAAUAUGUUUCUCUAAUCAUAUAUGGUAUAAAAGGAAAUAUAAUAUAUGUUGAUAUGCUUAAUGGAAGUAUACCAAUGUGAAUCAAAAGGUUAAUAAUCUCUUAUAGAUAUAAUUUUAUUUAGAUUCGUAUCUAACUAAUUCUCAAUUGACCUCUAGUAUGUUGCUCUAAUUCUUGAUUCACAUAUUAACAUAUUUGUAUUUCCUAUUAUGAUGUGUUGUAAUUCCUAUAUAAUAGUGUAACAUUUAUGAUUAGAGAAACAUACUGAAUGAAGCAAGGUUUAAAAUCUUGACUUGUGCCGAAGUUUCGGUCCCGGACCGGAACGAUACGAUUUCGGUAUUGUAUCAUACCAUGCCGAUAUA